Messenger RNA from Beta vulgaris subsp. vulgaris (sugar beet), 972 nucleotides. RefSeq lists its product as hypothetical. NCBI's taxonomy places the organism in Eukaryota, Viridiplantae, Streptophyta, Magnoliopsida, Caryophyllales, Amaranthaceae. The coding region runs from base 1 to 972 and encodes 323 amino acids. The record is from RefSeq and is a predicted model, not a curated record. The transcript has a single exon. Gene Ontology annotation, molecular function: DNA-binding transcription factor activity.
AUGAGAGCACCAGGUUGUGAAGCCUCCUUCCAAACCAAGCAGAUUGUAUCCGCGAUACCAGCAGAACUACCCCCAAAGAAACGUGGUUUGGAGAGGGAGGAGGAAAUCCUUGAUGAGCCACCAGAAAGAAAUAACCUCAGACCAGAAUUCAACUCCUCUGAAAUACAAAUAACACCACAAAAUGUUCCUCAGGGAAAAGCCUUGAGUGAUCAAGUACCACCAGAAAAACACCAGUCUGAUCCAUCUUUUGGUUUAUUUUUACACCUUAACGAAGGUGAAAAUGGAGAGCCUUCGGAACAACCCCCUCGCUCUCCUCCCCCAAUGUCUCGACAUCCCAUAGCCUGCAAGUUCUGUGGCCAGCAAUUUUCUAGUACACAGGCACUUGGUGGCCACCAAAAUGCACAUAAGCAAGAGAGGGAGAUGCAAAAGGCUAUGAAAGCAGCAAAUGAAUAUGGCACAACUCCUAUCAUUUACAAUCUGCCAGGCACAAAGCCACCUUUGUUGCAUGGAUCCUAUUAUGGACAUCAGUUUCAGUAUCCUCCUUACCAUGGAUAUGCCUAUAGAGGAUGGCAGCCAAGGCCUAUUUACUCGACCCCCCGCAUGGGACUUCUCCGCAGCCCACCUGGUUUUGCUCGGACCCUAAGUGGAUUCAUUGGACCUUCCUCGAUAAAACCUCUCAAUCCUGCAUAUCACCCUGCAUAUGCUUUAGGUCCUAUAAGAAGGCCACUGCUAGGCUCCACAAAUUUUGAUCCUUCUUUUGCUUCUAACUUGACAAAUUUUCUGCAGGUGAAUGAGAAUGAGGGUGGACCCACCAAGAAACAAUGUGUAGAAUCAACAGGCCUCAACUUGUCAUUGAGGAGAGAUGAAUCUGUACAAGUUGAUUUGCAACCUAAACAGCAAAAAUCUUCAGCAGUUCCUUCACCAAUGGACCCCAAUGAACCCACCAAGCUUGAUCUCACCCUGAAGCUUUAA